GUUACAUAAACUUUUCGAUUGUUUCUCACCAUACAUCUAUUCUAUAUGCUUUCGUUGUGAGCUACUUUCGAAAUGUAUAAAGAUUGUAGAAAUGUCAUAAUUCUGUUAGAUGAAGAUAUGUCUGCAUUGAACAGUAGAUAUCAUGGCAUUUAAUUGACAUGAUGUGGUACCCCAAUAGACAGUGAGAAAUAUCACAGCAUCAGUGUUUUUAAUCUUCUAACGAGUUUGUACAGACAUCAUUAGAGUUCAUGAAGGUUGAUCAAAACAUCCAGUAAUGUUUCCCCAAUCUACCCCUAAUGAUAUGCACACAAACUUGACAAUGUUGGAUUCUGUUUGGAUGAUUUUGCAUUUUGAAACAUUGUAACAAAAUGAAAUGAGGUCAGAGAAUAAAUGAUUGUUUCCCACCAGCAGUCCGACGUUGGGUCGGUAUUUUUAUUGCAAUUUUCGAUGUAUUUCUCUUCGGUGGUUAUCAUUAUGGCUUCAAUUCGCUUGUUGUGGUGUACAAAUCCGUGGGUUUGUAUUCAUACAACUGUACAGAGAAUGGAUGUAUGUAUUAUGAAAGUAUGUUCGGUGUCACGUUUAUUGUUUGGAUGGUGUCACAAAUGUGCCUUAUUGUAUUCGCUGGUAUGCUGAUGGAUCUUGUGGGAUUGAGGGCGCUGAAAUUGGUGGCUACUGUCUUAUACUUUGCUGGUACUGUGAUGUUUGCAUUGACGACUGCUUCAACGGUGCCUCUAUUCUAUGCUGCUGGAAUAUUUGUAGCCUUGGGUAGUAUAUGCAGUCUGAUAUGUAAUCAUCAAGUUAGUUCAAUGUUUCCACAAAUGCGUGGGUUAUGCAUAUCUCUUAUCUCUGGUGCUUAUGAUUCGAGUACAGUUAUCGCUUUUGUAAUAUCUUUGACAUACAUGUCAUUUUCAUUCAAAUGGUCAUUUCUAAUAUUGGCUGUCUGUUCGCUAAUUGUUGGCCUUUUUGUGGCCUUCUUCAUUCUUACACGAUAUUCGAAAGAUAUGGGAGAAUAUGCAGCUUCUUCAAGUAAACAAGUAGAUGGUGAUAUGUCUAAAGAUCCUUCAAGUAAUGAUGAGCCUUUAUCUACAUCUACAACAAUUGAUGUAUUCAAUGAAAUCUCUUUAGUUCUAGAUGAACGUUAUCCAACCUUAAAAAGUUGUCUCUUUUCAUCUUCUUAUCUAUUAAUUAAUAUUUGGUUCACUUUGGGUUUAUUUCGUUUCUCUUUUUAUUUAAAUCAUUUUGUUAAACAUAUCAGUAGUAUGUUUAACAAUAAUGAAAUAAUGAAAAUUCAUUUAUUAACAGCAUCAUCUGGUUUCUUUAUGUGUGGUUUCUUUAUAGCUCCGUUAACUGGUACUAUAAUUGAUUAUUUUUUAAGAAAUUCCCGUAAAAAAAUUCAGAUUAUCCUAAUUCAUCAUCAAAAUAAUAAUAAUCAAGUUGAUUAUUCUACUAGUAAUAUGAUUUAUUAUACUCUAGUCAAUGGAUUGGUACCAUCAUUAAGUUUAAUGGCAAUAUUUGCUAUACUAUUAAGUAUAAUGAUGUUUAUUCCACAUUAUAUAGCAUGUUAUGCUGGUUUCUUAUUUCUUGUUGUUAUACGAUCAUUAUUGUUUAGUUCAUUUAUUAGUUUUCUAUUAUCUGUUUUCCCUAUACGAUAUUUUGGUACAUUGAAUGGUAUCUCUAGUACUAUAGCUGGACUAUUCAGUUUAAUUCAAUAUGCAUUUUUAACUACAUCACCAUUUAUGGAUAAUAUUAUCACAUUGGCUAUAUCAUUGAGUAUAUCCAUUACACCGAUCAUAUUCUUCAUUCAAUAUAAGAAAGAGAAGUAAAUAAUGAACUAUUGUAAUUCUCUUAUGAAAUAAAUAGAUAACUACUAGUGUUGAUUAUGACCAAG
Molecule: messenger RNA, 1888 nt
Organism: Heterobilharzia americana
Lineage: Eukaryota; Metazoa; Platyhelminthes; Trematoda; Strigeidida; Schistosomatidae
Source: the annotation of a GenBank genome assembly